AUGGCUGAGCAACACUCAACAUCACUUACUCAACUGGCUACGCGGUAUAUUCCUCCUUGGAAGUCGCCCUAUAUUAUCGGUAUCGCCGGCUUUUCAGGCUCUGGUAAGACUACCGUAGCUCAGAAAAUCAUACAAGAGAUCAAUGAACCUUGGACAGUCUUGUUAUCUCUAGAUAAUUUCUAUAGACCUCUUACCAAGGAACAAAGUGAUAUGGCUUUUGUUAAUGAGUGGGAUCUCGAUAGACCUGAAGCCAUUGAUAUGGAUAUGAUUUAUGACUGUAUCAAGUCUCUCAAGGAAGGUAAGAAGACCAAGAUUCCAGUGUAUUCCUUUGCUAAACACGCCCGAACUGGUCAAUAUAUUACUAUUUAUGGAGCAAAUGUCAUAAUAAUCGAGGGUUUGUAUACAUUGUACAACCCUGACUUGCUCAAAUUCAUGGAUUGCAAAGUAUAUGUGGAUACUGAUUUGGACAUCUGUUAUACCAGAAGAUUGCUUAGAGACAUGGCUGAAAGAGGCCGUGACCUCAGUGGCAUAAUCAAGCAGUGGGAUUCUUUUGUCAAGCCCAAUUCAGUGCGUAAUGUCAGACCAACUAUGCAGAACGCUGAUGUAAUUAUUCCUAGAGGCUCUGAUAACACAAUAGCCAUGGACUUUCUAAUCGAGCACAUCCGCAGACAACUCGACGCCAAGAGUGCUGAGCACUUGGUUCAAUUGAAAGCAUUAGGGAACGAAAUACGGCCAAUUGACCUGUCUAAAGUCCACGUUCUUCCCUCUAAUAACCAGAUAAAGGUUAUAAAGACAAUUCUACUUAACAGAGACACUUUGAAUGACGAUUUCAUAUUCUAUUUCAAUCGUGUGGCAUCCACUUUGAUCACUCAUGCUCUGGAUUUUGUUGAGUAUGUCCCCCAUUUAGACGACCCACCUCAGCCCGUCAUAACUCCUACUGGAGCUGUGGUUAAAGAUACUAUAUUUAUUAAGAACGAGAUUAUCGCUGUCGACAUCAUUCGGGCUGGCGAUUGUUUUAUUCCCUCCCUUAAAAAGAUUAUUCCUGGAGUCAAAGUAGGAAAGUUACUCAUUCAAUCGGACUCCAGAACUGGGGAGCCUCACCUCCAUACAGAGAAACUGCCUGAUCUCAACAAGAACUGUAAUGUUCUUCUCUUUGAUGCUCAAAUAAUCUCGGGUGCUGCUGCCACGAUGGCUAUUAAAGUGUUGAUUGAUUAUGGCGUUCAGGAAAGUAACGUGAUAAUGUGUUCGUACUUGGCCUCGGAAACUGGUGUCAGAAGGAUCACCAAUGCUUUCCCCGAGAUAACUGUUGUUGCGGCAACGUUAUCGCAUUCAAAUCACAGCUUAAAGGAAGUGGAUCACGAUACAGACUCUUGGAUGGCCAACAGAUUUAUAGAUUCCAGGUAUUUUGGUACAGACUAA
This is a messenger RNA of Brettanomyces nanus, 1419 nucleotides long. RefSeq lists its product as uncharacterized. Bases 1 to 1419 code for a protein of 472 amino acids. The transcript has a single exon. The record is from RefSeq and is a predicted model, not a curated record. Gene Ontology annotation, cellular component: cytoplasm. Gene Ontology annotation, molecular function: ATP binding; kinase activity. NCBI's taxonomy places the organism in Eukaryota, Fungi, Ascomycota, Pichiomycetes, Pichiales, Pichiaceae.